AUGGCCCUGUCCAAAGAGCAAGAAGCCCGAGCCGAAAGCUCCACGUAUGCCGAGGCAGACGCCCCACCGCCUCUCUACACCGGCCCGCCCACUGCAAACCAGCGUUCCCUGGUCGAAAACGUCACCGCAGACAUGGCGAGUCUCAGCACCGGUGAUCCUCAAGAGACCAUCUCCGUACCAAUGGUCCACAGCGCCGAAAACAUCAACUGGAAGAAACUGUGGUCGAAAGAUCGCAAAGUCGUAACGCAUUCCGUCAUCGUGCGCAAGAUGCCACGAGAGUGGUAUCUGAAGCAUUAUGCGAAAGAUGCGGAGGGGAAGUACGUUGGGACAGAGAAGCCCGCCGUUGAUGCAGGUCUUGUUUUCGUACCAUCAAAAAGCACCCCAGAAGACCUGCUGCAGCAGGUGGAAAAGGUUGCGUUCGGAAAGGAACAUUACGCCGGCGACUUCUCUGCUGGAACCGGACUCAUGUUUGGGCUGGGUGAUGGUCUUGCGUUAUCGAGUGGUCCGAGGAAGUAG
Messenger RNA from Didymosphaeria variabile, 516 nucleotides. RefSeq lists its product as uncharacterized. The record is from RefSeq and is a predicted model, not a curated record. Lineage: Eukaryota; Fungi; Ascomycota; Dothideomycetes; Pleosporales; Didymosphaeriaceae. The coding region runs from base 1 to 516 and encodes 171 amino acids. The transcript is spliced from 2 exons.